GAUGAGAGCGAGCGAGCGCGUGCGCGCGGCUGGAGAGCGAGAGCGCGCGCUGCGUGUGCGUGCGCGUGCGUGCGAGAUGGACAGCGUCCGCGUCUUUCAUCGCGGCCGCUCGUUUUGAUAGUCGGCGUACGAUAAAGUGAAGAAGAAGAAGAAAAAAAAAAGACGACAGGGAGAUUGUGCAUGAUGGAGAGGAAAUGGAAUGGUGUGAGUGAAGGAGGAGGGGGUGGUGGUGGAGGAGGAUGAAGCUUCAGGGUGCAGAACCGCGGCGUUUAACGCGUCUUUUUCUUUUCGGGUGUAUUUUAUGUUUGAUUGACCCAAACGCGUUAUGCAAUUAUGCAGCGGACGAGAAAUAAAAGAAAACAUCUGGAUCUUCUGUAGCGCGCGCUCUCAACGUUGGGAGAUGUAGCGGAUUUCUGGGAGAGGAAACAUGACAUCCAGCUCACCUGAUCUCUCUCUCUCUCUCUCUCUCUCUCUCUGCAAGUGUCUCUUUGGUUCUGGUGGGCCUGCAGAUCUUUUGUAAGGUGCAUUGUGGUGUGUGAUGUGGACACCUGCAUGUCUGCAAAUGCACAUAGAUAUAUGUGUGUGUGUGAGAAACAGAUGUGGAUCUCGUAAAGGUUCAGGUGCAUUGGAUGUACAUCUGAUGGACUCAGAGCAGGAGCACGGCACGCAGGAGGGCCUGGAGUGGAGUAGAAGCUGAGCUAUAAAGCACAUCAGCUUUCUGUGUUCUCUCGAUGCAGGCCACACGCAUCUCAGCAUCUUCUCACCACUAGCACCGACCUGCGUCCCUCUGUGAUCGUCCACCUUUCUACCAUGAACAGACCUGGUAUGCUUGAAAGCGUCAUGGCAGCCUUUGGCUUUGCGUCUGCAGCACAGCAGAUGCUUCAGUAAGCAGUGUGGUACCUGCGGCCCAACCCGGCCGCCUCGGCUGCCCCGGCCUAUUGGCGGCGUGGCCGGCUAAGUGAGGGGCUCUGCGCUCCUGGAAUGGGCAGCGUGGGCAGUGGAGCCUCCAGCCAGCGGGCCAUCACCAUGCGAAGUGUGGGCACGCGGACCACCCCAAACGGGCCCCUGGCGCCCGCGCUGCCCCCAAACUCUGUCCGCCGGCGUCUGGAUGAUCGCAGCUUCAGCGCUGACCGUCUGCCUGCUCCAGCCACAAAGACCGCAGGCGUCACUGCCAACGAGCACUCUGAGCGCUCAGCCGCUUCUCACAACACUAAUCGGCAGCACACCGUCAAUGGUGAGCGACUGCUCUCAAACACUUCUUUCUCCAAUGGGCCCAUGAGGAGGGAACCAGGCCACAGGCGAGGUGAGAGCCUGGAUUUGUGUGGAAACAGCAUAGUCCUUAACAACAACAACAAUGAAAACAAAAACAGCAGCCAUCAAGCACCAGCGCAGCAGCAUCAUCAGCACAAGGACAAGAGCAAAGCCAAGACGGACAACCACAACCCUCCCAACAUCCUGCCUAUCUCUGGCAAGCUGGAGCAAGCACAGGUACAACAUGGCCUGAGCACCGAGGGAAAGGACCCAGAUGCACUGGUUCGUCCCUCUGCCUUCAAGCCUGUGGUGCCCAAGAGCUUUCAUUCCAUGCAAAACCUGGUGUGCCCCCUUCAGACCAGCGUAGGUGCAAGUGGGGGCACAUCGAGCAGUGGUGGAGGUGACAGAGGUGGCCAGGGCACCUCAGGAAUUCGCCCAGAUGAAGAAACCACUAACAGCCGAGGAACACACUCUGGUGGAGGAUUACGAGCAGGCCAAGGCAGCUUGUCUGAUUCUGGCAGGAAUUCGCUGACCAGUCUGCCCACGUACGCAGGUACAGGCUCAGGCUACGGCCCUCCACCGGCACUUGGACCUCUUAGUGCCUCCACCAGCCACAUCAACCGUCUGGGUACAGCAACAAGUGGCCUGGACAAGACCGAUAAACCGGGCUAUCAGAAUGGGUUGAGCGCCUCUGACAGUGGCCACUCGUCUUCGGGCAAAAGCUCAUCAUCUUAUCAGCGCCUCAGCCACUUAAGUGACGCUCCGGCACCCUUGCGGCCAUCUCCAUCCUCUGAUGACGUCAUUCGUGACCUGGAGGACCGCUUGUGGGAAAGAGAGCAAGAGGUGAGGAUGAAGGUGCUCCAUAUGAGACGGAACCUGGAUCAGAGCGAGGCUGCAAUCGUGCAGGUGUUCGAGGAAAAGCAUCGGGUGUGGGAGCGUGAAAUGGAGGAACUGAGACAGAACUAUGCGGGGCGGUUGCAGCAGGUGACCCGACGCGCCCAGCGUUCCCAGCAGGCCCUGCAGGCCCAGAUCAGCCGCUUGCAGCAGGACAAGCACAGGCUCCAGGAUGAGAUGACUCUGCUCCUGGCCCAGCGUGAAGAGCUAGAGAAGAAGUGCCUGGACUAUAGGAAGGAGCAGGCUGACCUCCUGCCCAAGCUGGAGGAGACCAAGUGGGAGGUGUGUCAGAAGGCAGGUGAGAUCUCCUUGCUGAAACAACAGCUGAGGGAGAGCCAGGGCGAGGUGACCCAGCGUGCUGGAGAGAUGGUGGCUCUGAGGAAUCAGCUGAAGGAGCUGAAUGCCCAGCUGAGGGAGCGGGAGCAGGCCGAGAUCAGCCUGAAGGAGUCCUUCUGCACCAAGACGCUGGAGCUGGAGCGCUGCGAGGCAGAACUGCAGGCCAUGCUGGCCGAGGUGACCGUCCUGAGAGACAAGCUGAGUGCAUUUGAGACAGAGGUAGCUGGGCUGAAGAAAGCCCUGAGUGAGCUUAGCAACACCACUAGCACUCGCACAACUGAGUCCAGCUUGUCCGAUAUGGGUCAGCUGGUGCUGUCUCGCAGCCGGGAACGCCUUCUAUCUCCCAUGAGCCCACCGGAGACGCCCACCUCGUUGCCCCCUCUUUCGUCGCUGCCCUCUGUGCCCUCACUGCCCCCUGUGCCCUCACUUCCACCUUUGCCUGCACUGCCUGCCCCGGACCCGCUGCUUAGCCUGCAGAGCGAUGAUUCCAAGGUGCAGAGGCAGGAAGCAGGAGACCUGCGGCGCCAGCUGGAGCUACUUCAGGGGGAGCUACGUCUGGAGCGGCAGCAGCGCGAACGCCAGGCGCUCACCUUCGCCCACGAGCGCCAGACCUGGCAGGGAGAAAAAGAGCGUGUGCUCAAGUACCAGGCACAGCUGCAGCUCAGCUAUGUAGAAAUGCUUCAGAAGAACCAGGCACUGGAGGAGCGUGUUGACCAGCUCGGGGCCCAGCUGGCCACUCCGAUCAUGGUAUCUCCGGCAACACCAACUUUGCCACCUCCUUCUACCAGUUCCGAGGGGCCUACUACAGCGCCAGUGGCCGUGUCAAUCACCUCCCCGACUCCCCCUGUUGAGGAGAAAAAGGUGCCUGCGCUGCACCAGCUGGCACCCCCGUGGCCCGUUCCCACUCGUCUGGAGAGGAUUGAGUCAACAGAGAUAUAAUGCCAGUAAAUGUGACCUCUUUGAUGCAGUAUAAAAAAAAAGAAACACUUAGAGCACCAGUUACAAUAGCAUUAAGUACAAACCCUCCUGAAACAAAAACGUCAUGUCUAUACCUUCUGAGGACAGUCCAAGGAUGCCCUGCUGAGUGAGGCAGACGUCAGGGUUGAGGGGUGCAAGUUGCUAAGUAAUAUGUUUGUGUGGCCUUAUGACUGACCUAGGAAAAGCUCUGGAUCCUAAAAGGUUGCUUUGGGUGGUUGGGGGUGUAGGAAGAGCUGGCCCUGAGUCUGUAGCCAAGAGGAACGUGAGUAGAUUGAACACUCAGGGGAUAAGGGAUCAGGCAUUAAUAAUCCAGAUUUAAGGCUAGACUGUUGUAAGCUAGCUCUCAAUGCACGGUAUAAAUCUGUAUCAACAGCUCUCAAGUUAAACUUUAAAGACACAACUGAUAUUAUUUAAGGGUGCAGUUUUGUUAAGUCUAUAAAUUUAUUAUUUCAAUAAACCUCUUGCCAGUUUUUAUUUCUUUCGAUUUCUUAAUUGUGAAAAACUAUUUUAAUUUCCCGUGCUGGCAAAGCACUACUAAACGCCACCCCUUUCCUCAACACGUGAGGCCUGAAUGGAACGGUUUGGCGGGAAUAGGAAAGUUUUCUAAUAUUUGCAUUUUCACAUCAGCAACCACCAAAACAAAUUACAAACUGCUCCUUUAAAUAACAUAUAUAAACCGUACAGCUAACAAGAAAUAUCUCAAACAGAAUCCAUAUUAGCUAAAGAGACUUAAACAAAAUGUAAUUAGCAGAUACAGGGAGAUGCUGAGAUACUGAAUCACUUCCUGUCUAUGGUGCUUGUCCAUACCACACCAGUGUGUGUGUUUAUUUUAUUAAAUUUUUUUCCAAAAAUGAAGGACCAAAUAUUGAAGAGGCGUUGCUGGUCUCGAGUUCCCUCAUAGUGGACGUAGUCGUGCUAGUGAUUACCAGUGGACUCCAAGACCCUGGGGUGUUGUAUAGGAGCGUGCCUCAACCCUCCUGCUCUGAUAGCAAAAGCAGGGGCGGAGGACCGACACCUGGUGAUUUGACUCGAAAAUGUAUUACCAGAACAUUUCUGCUUUUCACCUUUGUAUUCAAUGUUUCCGAAACAAUGUAGAAUAUAUUAGAGAGCGAGCGAGAGGUAUUGAAAAAAACAAAUGAACAAAAAAAAAACAAAUAGUUUUAAUGCACUUUGCUUUGGUCUCAGACAAUGCUUCUUUAUAAGAGAGGUGUGUGUGUUUGAUGAACAGCAUCUGCUGAGUGAUGUUUGGUUUAUGAAGCUGCUAGUUAGCGGAGGAGUCAGCGGCUGAGCCAAAAAAAAUUAUAUAUAUAUAUAUAUAUAUAUAUAUAUAUAUAUAUAUAUAUAUAUAUAUAUAUAAUAUAUUAAAAAAGAAAAAGUGCUAAGAGGGCAGUUAAAUAGCAUGUGGUCGGAGCACUUCUGAAGCACGGUCCGUCCACUGCUAUUAAACUAAUGAGUGUGUUUGAGUGGGUCCUUACCUUCUUCCAAAAAAAGAAUAUGUGUCAAUGUAUACUUUCUGAAAGUAUCAUUUAGAAUAUUUGACUUAAAAAAAUCUCUUUAUAUAUAUAUAAUAUGCAGUAGAUUGAAGUGAUGUUUUGAAGUAAGUACACCGUGUACACAGGCUUCGUUGCCAUAUCUGAGUGGGAGAUAAAGACUGAAACGUGACUCGUGUGCUUGUUGAAGGGGAGUAGGUCGGUCGUAUGAGUGUGUAGCGUGGAUCCAGAUGGUUAUAGACAUAUUUACAACCCAGUGGUGACGAGAAGAUGGAGGUGGAAAAGUGGUAGCAUUCAAUAAAAAUAAAAAAAACACGAAGAAAAACUAACACCUUCUGUCACAAAGCCUUCAUCAUCAUCAUCAUCAAUUUUUAGCGUACCAUGUGACAAUCAUGGGUUCGACAAAUCAUGUGAUAUUAUUCUUUUAUUAUAAAUGCUCAUUGAUACCAUAGAUGCCCAAUUGUUGAGUUCAUCUACAAAUGAAAUCGCUCAGGUAUCGCAUUUGGUGUCGAUUAGCAAAAAAGGGGCGCAGCGAAAGAUGCAGGAUAUUAGAUAGAAGAAGCAGUUAGUAGCUUUAUACUCUUAUUAUAAUCCAAUCCACCUGAAUCCAUGUAGGUUACAUGAGAAAUUAGGCAUGUGCUGAUAACGUGUGAAACAAUACACAUGAUGUCAUAAAACUCAUUAAAAUAACAUUUUAAUUAUGCAAAUAAAAUUUGCAUAAUGGGUAGGCAAUAUGGACAACAUGUCAUAUCACAAUACUUUUUUACCAUGAAACUUUAUUUAUUCAUUAAUAUCUGGUUUUGAACUUUCUUCGGGGGUUGUUCAUGGUAUAGGAAAACCAGACUAGACCAAAUUGAGUUUCUCUUGAAUUUUAUUUUCGUGAUAUUCAGCAACUUAUCUCAAAUUCAACCUAAAACUCAAUUCAAUAUUCUGGUGUUUUCUUGGCAAUUUCAAGUUAAUCAAAUUCAUAUUUAAAUUUCAAUCAAAUUCUACAUCCAAACUAUUCGGAAAUGCAAACUGGCACAGAUUUAUUGUCAUUCAGCCAAUCAGCAAUCAAGAAAUUAUAUUAUUUCAGAUCAUUUUGUAAAUAAUUUUUAACUCAAUCUCAUAACCGUAAAGAAUCAUAUAAAUCAUAUUUACAAAAUGUAAAUUGACAUUGUAAUGCCACAUUUAUCAAAAAACAAGCAAGUAUAUAACUUUUAACCAAUAAAAACCUAAAUGAAACCUUUUCAUUUACUUACUCACAAAAUAAAUAAUGACAGAUGUUGUAAAAGUUCUGAUGAUACCCCGGAUACUAUCCGUAAGGGUUAUUGCAAUUUAUUCAUAGUUUUAUUUUACAGUUAUCAUAUUGCAUGCAUUGCAGUAUCGAUACCAGGUUGCUCAUUAUCCCUCCCAAAACAUUGCUCUUGCUUUUAGAAAUUGCAUACAAACCGAGUCUGAUAUCUGAGCAAACCGCUUCAGAAAAAAUACACUUAAGUGAUACACUUAAGGUAGAAAUAGGGACCACAUGUAAGUUAUGAACUAUAAUAUGGAUUAAAAUAAAUAUUGUGAUUUCUUCUUCUACACAAAAUGGUAUCAGCACAUGUCUAGUACUUAAUUAAUCUUAAAAGCUAAGAACUACACUAAUAUUUAUCCCAUCAUACUGUGUUUUCCAUAUCAUGUGACCAGAUUUAUGAAAUAUUUAUUUAUUUGUUUGUUCGUUUGUAUGUUUGUUUCUUUGUUUAUUUAUUAGCUUUAUGACACUGGGUGUUAAGCCAGACAUAACCUACAAAGCUUUAGAUGGACACCACCCCUCUACUGUCUUUGGCCACAUUUGCUGCUAUGUAAUUCUGUUGUGUCCUGCUGUGUUCUUGGUAGAGACAAAGGGGCAGUUGACUGCAUGUAAAUAUCAUUGUUAUUUAUGUGUACAUAUCUAUUCUAUCCAAAUAUACCGAGCUAUUGCGUGUGAAUACUUUUGUGAAUUCAAUGAGACUGACAUGUCAGCUUUUAUUUUUCAAACUAUCGAUAUAGGAAUAUAAUAUAAUAUAUUAAAAUCUUUACAAAAAAAAAAAAUGUUCGAUCGGCCAUUACGUGUUAUAAGAAAGGGAAGACCAUGAAAGCUCCUGAUGUCUAUUUUCCACCGUCUCAUAUUUCUCAAAAUGUUUGAAGGGAGGACAAACUGGUGCCACUGUUUUCAUUCAGAUUUUUUUAUUCUUAAGGGGAAAAAAAGCAUAUCAUAGCAAAUAUCAAUGAGUUUAAUGAAUAAAGAUAUGAAUACAAUUAAGUCUGAGGGGUUUUAAGUUUUUUUUUUUGUUCAUAGGACCAUAGAAUGAGCAAAGGUUUGGGAGAAAGAUUACAACGAGAUACAGUGACACGUUAAAUCACAAAUUGAAUUCAGAGAAACACUUGGAGGUGAGCUUCACCAACAAGGAUUAGGAUAAGCAGAGUGUUUUAUUUUAUUUUUUACUUUCAUUUGUGUUGUACUGCUUAAUUUCAUUCAUGGCUUAAUAAACCUGCGAUUUAAAACCUCUCA
Molecule: messenger RNA, 7461 nt
Organism: Silurus meridionalis
Lineage: Eukaryota; Metazoa; Chordata; Actinopteri; Siluriformes; Siluridae
Product: leucine zipper putative tumor suppressor 3
Exons: 6
Coding region: 982-3420 (812 amino acids)
Biological process (GO): regulation of dendritic spine morphogenesis
Cellular component (GO): dendritic spine
Source: RefSeq, a predicted model, not a curated record